AUGGAGCCGUUGACAGGGACCUUGAGUCCUUCCGAAUCCACCCGGUAUUCCAGGAACGAAUCCCUGGGUCACACGACCUGGUCAUCAGAAGAGCACGGCCACACCUACUUGUCGCUGCUCAUUUGUGGGCCCGGAGUCACUGGGAAGGGGCUCCUGAUACUGCUUCUCGCCUUGUACAAGAGGAAGCUGUUCACCGCCCACGUUCUGCACCUGGCUGUCGCCGACCUCGCGGUCCUGCUCGGCUCGUCCACCUUCCAGCUGGGCGAUGACACCCUGCUGAGCUACCGUCCUUCUCACGACCUUCGGCUACAAUGCGGCCCGCUGUGGCACGCUGCUGGGGCACUUUCCGUGCUGGCAUCAGGGCUGGAAAACUUCUGCCUCCUGGCGCCAGAGCUGCGAUUCCCACAGUGCUGGUGCGUGUCCGCCCUUUCCUGCUUGACCUUCCUUGUCAUCGUCCCUCUCUUGAUCUUCUCCAACUUGAUCCUCUCCGUCCAAGGCUGCUGCCAGGUCAAGGUGCACCAACCGACCAAGCUCUCCGUGAUCACCAUGGCCACCGUGGCCUUGUUUCUGGUCUUCGCCCUGCCCAGGAAGGUCCUGUUCAUUACCGUCUACUACUCCAACACCAGCGAUGAGUCCGUGUGGAAACGCUUUCCCCAUCCGAACAUGCCGUCCACUAUCAGUUGCAGUGCGAAUCCCGACGUCUACUUCAUGGUCGGUGGUCUCAGGAGAAAGUCCCUGAAAGAAGCGCUACUGAGGGUCUUUGAAGAAAAGCCAGGGCCAAGUUCGGGUGGGAACGCUGCCCUUUCCUCUCCGACCUCAAUGUCCUUGAGGGCAGUGAUGCUGUUCUGA
Molecule: messenger RNA, 849 nt
Organism: Sciurus carolinensis (gray squirrel)
Lineage: Eukaryota; Metazoa; Chordata; Mammalia; Rodentia; Sciuridae
Product: mas-related G-protein coupled receptor member H-like
Biological process (GO): G protein-coupled receptor signaling pathway
Cellular component (GO): membrane
Molecular function (GO): angiotensin receptor activity
Source: RefSeq, a predicted model, not a curated record